AUGGGUAACGUCCCCGGAAAACUAGAUGACGAGAGUACAGUGCGAGCCAAACGGUCUAUGAGUACUUCUGCAGCACUCCCGAAUCGGAGCGGAAACGGUAAUGUGGGAAAUCGCAAUGCUAGGACUUCUUCCAUGGUUGGCACACUCCUGAAUGGCAGACGGCAUUCGGAAGCAUCAGAAGCGGCAGGAGGUGCAGAAAACCCGUAUAAACGCAAGUCAACCAAGGAAAAAGAGCGGCUGAAAGAGCGUCACGUCAAACAGCUCAUUGUUAGAUACAGUGAAACGGUGGACGGUGGAUUUUUGGCGCCGUACGGGUCCAGCAGCUUGGAAAAAGUGGACUACGACGCAAACGUGGUGAAAACGCUCAUUUUGGAGCGCCGUUUAGCUCCGUUUUACACUCCAUUGCAAGAUUACGACGAAUCGUGGACCCCUCAAGAAUUGGUCAAAAUUGUGGAUGGACUACCCUUGCAUGCGCCCUUUAGCGAGAAUAUGGAGGCGUUUGAAGGUGUGCCCGUUGGGAAUUUAUCCCAGAAUGAUUUUGAUCAUCUGAUAGACAAAUCGCUGUCACGGCGCGAACAACGUCGCAUGAGAGGAAAGAUCUUUGGCGCCAGACUUUACCAAAAGCGGCUGCGUUGGCAGGAACGGGAAAAUGAAAAGUUUUUGGAGCUGAAACUGGAGGCCCGAAAGCUGCCGGAGGGUCAAAAGGAGGCCUUCUUGCCCAGCAACGAUCUAAAAGUGGAUCUCUACCAAAAUGGUUCUGAAUGCCCUAUAUGUUUCCUAUACUACCCGCACCCCAUGAACCUGUCACGCUGCUGUUUACAGCCCAUUUGCAGUGAAUGUUUUGUGCAAAUCAAGAGACAGGAGCCGCAUUUCCCGCACGAUUCCGAAGAUAACGGGGCCCACAACGACGAGGACGAAAAGGACCCAAACUUGCUAACGUCCGAACCCACCAAUUGUCCCUAUUGCGCAACGCCAGAUUAUGGUGUCGUAUACGAGCCCACCGCCAACCGCAGAAUCGGACUUCACGGCUCGUCUCCUUCCACCUACAAGCAUCGGGACUCAAUCGAGACCCCGCAAGUGUCGUCGUCGACGUUUGUGCGACGCGGGCCGUUUGACGCAUCCGACAGCAAAGUGGUUACCUCGGACUGCUUACGGCCCACCUGGCAAAUCAAACUGAACAAAGAACGCAUGCGUUUGGCCAGACGAUCUGCUAAUGCUACUGCUAUUCACGUGAGCAAUCAGCUAGUUACGCCAGGACAUCAAGCAUCCUCCAACAUUAGCGCACAAACUGCAUCGCACGGCAAUCAGCAUCCGGCGUUUGCUACACAUCAUCCAACAGUGCAUGGUUCUGUUUGGCCAGCCAAUGCUACUGCUGCGGAAAUCGAAAACCAAAUGAUUGAACAGGCUAUAAAAUUGAGUUUGGCGGAGUCCAAAUCCUCCAAGAGAGGCAGUUGA
This is a messenger RNA of Lachancea lanzarotensis, 1455 nucleotides long. It is a transcript of the gene SIP5, whose product is annotated as LALA0S02e11232g1_1. The transcript has a single exon. Gene Ontology annotation, cellular component: cytoplasm. The coding region runs from base 1 to 1455 and encodes 484 amino acids. The record is from RefSeq and is a predicted model, not a curated record. Lineage: Eukaryota; Fungi; Ascomycota; Saccharomycetes; Saccharomycetales; Saccharomycetaceae.